CUAAAGACAACAUGAUGUUGCUGCUUGCUUUAUUGCUGCACUUAGUGGCUCUAACCUGGGCACAACAUGAUUACUAUUACUCUCAGCACGAUUAUUCCCAGGAUGAUGGGUGGGUGAAUCUUUUUAGACAGGGAUUUAAUUUCCAGUGCCCACAUGGGCAGGUAGUAGUCGCUAUACGCAGUGCAUUUAGCAAAAAAGAAGGCUCGGACAGGCAGUGGAACUACGGAUGUAUGCCAACGCCUCAUGAGCUUGGGGAACCAACUGAAUGCUGGUGGGAAGAAAUUAACAGAGCUGGAAUGGAAUGGUAUCAAACUUGUUCAAACAAUGGUCUUGUAGCAGGAUUCCAGAGCCAGUACUUUGAGGCAGUGUUGGAUCGAGAAUGGCAAUUUUACUGCUGCCGCUACAAUAAAAGAUGUUCGUAUGGUUGCUGGUUGACAACAGAAUACCCAAGCCAUUAUGGGGAAGAAGCAGAGUUUAUCCUUUAUUCAUAUGGAUAUUAUGUCCGAGGAGCAACCACCACUUUCUCUGGCGUUGAUAGGGAUCGUCAGUGGAAAUAUAUAGUGUGCAGAAUGACAGACUUCAACUGUGAAUUUGAAAACUUCUAAAUGUAUGAACCAAUCACUGCAGAUGAUGAAUCCAGCUUUCAUUUCUUCAUGUCUCUUCAAAUUAACUUUAGCUUAAAUAAAAUGUCUUUUUGUUUGAUUACUUUUAGUAUUUCAUUUAAAUCAGUGUUACCAUUAGAGCAUAAACCUUUGAAUUAUGUAGCAAAUUAUAUAUAUUUAAAAUGGUCCAGAUAUACAUGGCAUUUGUUGAAUUGACAUUUGUGUACUAUACAAGCCUGAGUACUGAUGCUGUUCCUUUUUUCUACCAUAAAAAGAUAUAAAUGACUUUAAUGAUUACUGUAAAAGAAGUAUAUUAAAACAAAAGCCAAACAGCAAACAUAUACAUAUAUCGAAUGCACAAAUAUAACUCAAUUAUAUGCUUUGCCCAAAACCCGUAUUUCAACAAUCAUAUGUGUCACUUUCCAUUUGUUUUUACCUUAACACUUUAAUUCAGCGUCUGAGAUUAUAUUCUUAAUAUCCUUAAAUUAGCUGCACAGAAUGCCAUUUUAUAAAUAUAAUCUGACCUUAUAUAAACUGUUUAACAUGAUAGUGAACAGCCCUAUAAAGUGAGAUGAUAAAUACCAAAAUUCUAAAUGCAAAAAGUACCCAAAGUACCCAUGACUAAAAAAUAUUGGGCGAACACAUUAAUUUCUGAUUUUGUGUAUAUAAAAUAAUUAAGGAAUUCAACAUCAUAAAUUCAUAUAUUUUACAGCUUACAUGCAACAAAACAUGUUGAGGCACUUGUUGACAACAAGCAGAAAACAAAUUGCAUUCUGAGGUAUAAGUGGAUAAAUAAAUACAUAAAAAGAGAUGUUUUAGCAACUUUACGGAAUUACUACAGGUACUUCUCAAAUUUUCACUGUUUAAAUUAUUCAAAGUACUGUAAUCAAAAAUGUAUAUCUGAACACUGCAACAUUUGAAAUUACUUUAUCAAUAUAUAGAUUUUUUUUGCAAGAUUUCUUUUAAACAAAAGUAAUUUGUAUUUCCUUCUUGGGAAAAAAUUAACAUAUAUGAACACAUUGUACAUUAAAAAUGUUUUAUUCAAGCUGCAUUAUGCAUGACAAAAUAUUAUAUGAAGUCCUAGUGAUUUUAAAUCAUGAGAAAUUAAAUAAAAUUAUCUUUGUUA
Xenopus tropicalis (tropical clawed frog) is the source of this 1728-nucleotide messenger RNA. It is a transcript of the gene dpt, whose product is annotated as dermatopontin. Gene Ontology annotation, cellular component: extracellular region. The record is from RefSeq and is marked provisional. NCBI's taxonomy places the organism in Eukaryota, Metazoa, Chordata, Amphibia, Anura, Pipidae. The transcript is spliced from 4 exons. The coding region runs from base 12 to 605 and encodes 197 amino acids.